Messenger RNA from Suillus subaureus, 1921 nucleotides. RefSeq lists its product as uncharacterized. Lineage: Eukaryota; Fungi; Basidiomycota; Agaricomycetes; Boletales; Suillaceae. The coding region runs from base 106 to 1866 and encodes 586 amino acids. Gene Ontology annotation, cellular component: cytoplasm. Gene Ontology annotation, molecular function: GTP binding. The record is from RefSeq and is a predicted model, not a curated record. Gene Ontology annotation, biological process: tRNA methylation; tRNA wobble uridine modification. The transcript is spliced from 7 exons.
CCUUGUGGACCCGUGUUUGAGAAUUAGAGGAUACACUAUUAUCCCUCCCCAAAUAGGUACAAGAUUUCAAGUAAUGUGUUAUUUCGUCGACUCGAGGACCUGCAUAUGGGAAUCACAACGUUUCUUGUCCCUCCCAACAUGUAUGCAAGUGGGAACAAGCAUACAACUAUGAUGCUCUCUUGGCGAACUGGAGUGAGCGAAAGUUUACUCGUCAACAUCUUAGCGAGAGAGAAGGUAGUGCACACAGCUCCUGACAUGCGAUAUCGUCUGCUGCAGUGUACAGAGACCAUCGACUUAGACGACGAGACUUCCGCCGAAAGCAUUCGACUUGAGGACUUACAUCUGGGCAUGAUAGAGUGCCUUAUCCCUCCUAGAAUGGGUGCAAGGAACAGACGUGAACUUACCGUGCUCUUUUGGCAGACAGGAGCAGGCAGAAGGUCACUCAUCAACCUCAUGACGGGAGAGGGGGUAGCAUUCACACCUAAUAUGCAACGCCAUAUUCAAUAUUCAGAAACUGUCGACUUGGAUGACAAGAAUUCUAAGGUGUUCCCACGUCUUGAAGAUCCGUACCUGAGCAUCAGAGGAUACCAUGUCCCUCCAAACAUUGGUGCAAGGAAGGAGCACAAAAUUAUUGCGUUCUUGUGGCAGACGGGAACAGGCAAAAGGUCACUCGUCAACCUGAUGACUGAGAAAGGAGGUAGUCCUACAGGUCCUGACAUACGACACCGUAUGCUGCAAUGUUCAGACACUGCCAGCUUGGACGGCGAGAUUUCCAAGGCGUUCUUACGCCCUGAGGACCCGCAUCUGAGAAUCAGAGGAUAUCCUAUCCCUCCCAAAAUGGCUGCAAGUAUGAUCAAGCAUAUAAAUAUCGUAUUGUUGCAGCAAUCGGGAGCAGGCAAAAGCUCACUUGUCAACCUCAUGUCGGGAGAGGAGGUAGCUUCCACAGCAUCUGGCAUGCGACGUCGUAUGCUGCAAUGUUCAGAAACCGUCAACUUGGAUGACAAGACUUCCGAGACAUUCUUACGCCCUGAGGACUCGCGUCUGAGAAUUAGGGAAUGCCCUAUCCCUCCUAAAAUGGGUGCAAGAAGGUCCAAGCAUCAAAAUAUCGUGCUUUUUGGGGAUACUGGAGCAGGAAAAAGUUCGCUCAUCAACCUCAUAGCGGGAAAGAAAGUGGCGCGUACAUCUCCUGACAUGCAACGCUGUACGAUGCACUGGAAGGAGUAUAACAUCGACUUCGGCGAUACAUCUUACAAAGUCUUUGAUACCGUUGGACUCGAGGCACCGCAACUGGGAAUCAAAGAGUACCUCGAGUUUAUCGAGAACGCCUAUCGGCUCAUUAAACAAUUGGAUAAACAAGGCGGCAUUGAUCUACUUUUAUUCUGCGUUCGCGCCGGCAGAGUUACUGCUACGCUGCAGAGAAAUUACAGGCUCUUUCACGAAUUCCUCUGCGAUAAGAAGAUUCCCAUUGUCCUUGCGAUCACGAACCUUGAAAGAGAGAAGAGGAUGGAGGAUUGGUGGGAGAGAAACAAAGGCACCUUCGACAACUAUCAGAUAAAGGUUGCUGGUCAUGCGUGCAUCACCGCCGCCAAUAGAUUGGACGGCAGACACAAAGACCUUUAUGAAGAAUCGCGCGUCACGAUCCGCAACCUUGUUGAGAAAUUUACUGCAAACGAGCAGAAGCAAGCUUGGUCAGGAGGGGAUAAUCUGUUCGUGUCGUGGACACGUCGGCUGAAGGAAUUCCUUCAGGGGAAUUCGCGUGUGAGAAGGAAGGAUCUUGUCACUCAUCUCACUAAGCGUUGCGGUAUUUCUCGAGAAGUCGCAAAACGGUUGGCUGAUAUGAUCAAGCAUGACGUAGAAGCUACUUGACCUUACCCUUUCGACAGCUUUAUGCUCACUCGAUUAUGAAAAUUUAUUUUGCCCU